AUGAGCAAGCAAUUCCUAUGUAUCCACGCCGGUCUUUCACCAGAGCUGAACACUUUGGAUGAUAUCAGAGCGAUUGACCUGUUCCGUGAGCCUCCGACACACGGGCUGAUGUGCGAUAUUUUAUGGUCAAUUCCUGUCGAAGACUUUGGGCAAGAGAAGAUGAAUGAAAGCUUCGUUCAUAAUCAUGUUCGUGGUUGUUCCUACUUCUUCACUUACCUCUUAGUUCAUCAUCUUCUUUCGAUCAUUCGCGCACAUGAAGCGCAAGAUGCCGGAUACCGCUUGUACCGGAAGACACAUACCACAGGCUUCCCUUCUGUCACGACAAUCUUUUCUACUCCCAACUACCUCGACGUGUACAACAAAAAAGCCGCCGUCCCGAAGUACGAGAGCAACGUGAUGACCAUUCGGCAGUUUAACUGCACGCCUCAUCCGUACUGGCUAUCUAACUUCAUGGACGUGUUUACAUGGAGUUUACCCUUUGUAGGAGAGAAAAUCACGGAUAUGCUUGUCCCUGUGCACAGUAAAGAGAAGCUCGAGGAGUCUGAUAAGGAAAAUGUUGUUUCACCAGUAGCUCAUCACGAAGAAGCGAGGCGAAAGAUCAUCAAAAAUAAGAUCCUUGCAGUUGAUCGGAUGGCGCGUGUGUUUGCUCUUCUCCGAGGAGUCGGUGAAGGUUUCAGAUCAUCUGGUUCUAGCGAGUUGCCAUACGGCACACUAGCGUUGGGUACAGAGGGCAUUAAAGAUACCAUUUCCGGCUUCGAGAACGCGCGGAAGUCAGACAUCGAAAAUGAACAGCUCCCUCCAGAACUUUUCGAUGCUGAGGAGACAAAGGCUUUUCUGGCUCACGCACAACCUGGGUUGCUACCAACGACCCCAGCAGACAUCGUCGAGUUCCCUGUGUCUUCGGGUGGAGCCAGCGCUGGAUUGGACGCUUCGAUGUCGUCUGGAUCGCUCACGUCCUUACCCAGUCCCCUGAGCAGUGGACAGAUUGGUUCUCCGCGCAUCCCAUUCAACACGCUAUUCAAGGGCAGGCAUGGUCGGGAGGCUUCACUUGGGACAACGAUGACGAGGUGCCAGAGUUUGGAGAGCACGAAUUCGACGAUUCGGGAAGCGCUCGGUGGAAAAGACUUGGAAACUUGUGGGCUUCCUGGAAAUGGAUCGUCUUAUUGGGGUGGGAGCUAUUCUUCCCAUAGUUGA
Suillus subaureus is the source of this 1194-nucleotide messenger RNA. Its product is annotated as Metallo-dependent phosphatase-like protein. The record is from RefSeq and is a predicted model, not a curated record. The coding region runs from base 1 to 1194 and encodes 397 amino acids. Gene Ontology annotation, molecular function: calmodulin-dependent protein phosphatase activity; calmodulin binding. Gene Ontology annotation, biological process: fungal-type cell wall organization; calcineurin-mediated signaling. Gene Ontology annotation, cellular component: cytoplasm; calcineurin complex. Lineage: Eukaryota; Fungi; Basidiomycota; Agaricomycetes; Boletales; Suillaceae. The transcript has 7 exons.